Molecule: messenger RNA, 3133 nt
Organism: Rubroshorea leprosula
Lineage: Eukaryota; Viridiplantae; Streptophyta; Magnoliopsida; Malvales; Dipterocarpaceae
Source: the annotation of a GenBank genome assembly
CUCGGCCGCAUUCUCAAUCUCCCAAUCUCGCUGGUGAUUCCAUCGCUACGGCACUAACUCUGGCCAAUGGACAUGGACAUCCCGCUUCCAGAAGAGCUCGAACUCCUCGAAGCCAACUCCCACUAUUACGACGAACCCUGCCUAGAUCCAUCCUCCCCGGAUCCCUACUCUUCCUCCGCCGCCAGAUCACCAGAUUCACCACCAUCCGCAUCUCCAGAAAUCAACGGUCAGAAACGCCCCCGGCACUCCGUUGACUCAGAGUCCCCAUCUGAUGAGAACAAGAGAGCCAAAAUUAUCGAUGUCGAUGAGAAUGCGGGGAUCCAAGUCGAUGACGAUGACUAUGAGGAGGACUGGCUAAGGUACUCGCCACCGCCACAGGACAGCAACACUACUGUAGCAGGAGUUCAGGAGGAGAUUUAUUUGUCGAGAUAUGCGUCCGCGAUUGAUGGCGAUUUCCUUCCCGUCACGGCUCCCAGUAGUGGUGAUAGGGUUUACGCCAGGGUAUGCAGAGUGGAGUGUGAGCUGAGGACUAAGAAAUUGGACGUCAUAGGACAAUCUAAUGACCUUAUCUCUGAACCUUUUGAUGUUCUAUUGCAAAGAAUAGAGCAACAGGCUUUCAAUAAGGCCUUGCAAGCUAGUUCCGAGCAUCAAAGCGAUGUAAUUGUAUCUGAAACACCUAUAGUCCAUGAACAACUUUGGGUUGAAAAAUAUGCUCCAAAUUCUUUCACAGAGCUUCUCAGUGAUGAACAUACAAAUCGUGAGGUCCUCUUAUGGUUGAAGCAAUGGGACUCUUGCGUUUUUGGAUCUGAAAUUAGGAGUACCUCAGAUGAAGUUUUGUCAUCUCUCAGACGACAUACUUCUGCUCAAUAUCAUAAAUAUACUGAUUCAAGUUUCUCAAGUAAGAGCAGAGGGCGUAAAUGGAGUAGUGGCAGUUACAGAAAUUCUAAUAAUUUGGAUCAUGGAAACACUAAAGGUAUUCAAGACCCAUGGAGCAAGAAAUCAAGGCUUACUGGUCCACCAGAACACAAGAUUCUUUUACUCUGUGGAUCCCCUGGGCUUGGAAAGACUACACUAGCACAUGUAGCAGCUAAGCAUUGUGGAUAUCGUGUUGUAGAGAUUAAUGCUAGUGAUGAUCGGUCAUCAUCAACCAUUGAAGCAAAAAUCCUUGAUGUGGUUCAGAUGAAUUCUGUUAUGGCUGACUCAAGACCGAAAUGUCUGGUGAUUGAUGAAAUAGAUGGAGCUCUUGGUGAUGGCAAGGGUGCUGUGGAUGUUCUUUUAAAGAUGGUAUCUGCAGAAAAGAAGCCCGAUACUGGGAAGGAAAAUAUUGCCAGAGAGGAAAAAUCACGAAGGUCCAAAAAGGGACAUAAAAAUGCAUCAUUGUCAAGACCUGUUAUUUGCAUAUGUAAUGAUCUCUAUGCUCCUGCCUUGAGGCCAUUGCGUCAGGUAGCAAAGGUUCAUAUAUUUGUUCAACCUACCGUGAGUCGUGUGGUAAGCAGGCUCAAAUAUAUUUGUAACAAGGAGGGAAUGAAAACAAGUUCCAUUGCCCUUACCACACUUGCAGAGUAUACUGACUGUGAUAUACGUUCGUGCUUGAAUACCCUCCAGUUUCUCAACAAGAAGAAGGAAGCCCUCAAUGUGAUGGAAAUCAGCUCACAAGUGGUUGGUCGAAAGGAUAUAUCAAGAAGUGCUUUUGAUAUAUGGAAAGAGAUUUUCCAAAAGAGAAAAGUGAAGCAGGAGAAAAAAUCUUAUAUUAACUGUGGCAGCAGCUCUGGUGAAUUUGACUUUCUGCACUCCCUGAUAACUAACUGUGGUGAUUAUGAUAUUAUUUUGGAUGGAAUCCAUGAAAACUUUUUGCAGCUCCGCUAUCAUGAUCCAGUGAUGCAAAAGACAGUCAAGUGCUUGAAUUAUCUUGGUGUCUCUGAUCUGAUGCAUCAAUAUAUUAUGCGUACACAGCAAAUGCCCCUUCUAGUUUAUCAGCCUUCUCUUGCAAUUUCUCUGCAUCGUUUACUAGCCCAAGUUCAAAAACCAAAUAUUGAGUGGCCAAAGUCCUAUCAGAGGUACCGAACAAUAUCAAUGGAAAAGAUGGACAUAUUAAGGGCUUGGCACCAGAAAAUUGCACCCCAUAUUUCUAGACAUUUAUCAACUGAGCUGUUUGUAGAGGACUUGAUUUCUCCCUUGCUGCAUAUUCUUUCACCGACAACCUUGAGACCAGUGGCAUUGCACUUACUGUCAGAAAAGGAGAAGAAUGAUUUGGCUCAGUUAGUUAAUGUGAUGGUUUCCUAUUCUAUAACGUAUAAGAGCAUUAAGUCUGAUCCUCUGCCCUCCAACCUCAGAAAUGAGUUGGCAUUGGUUGUGUCAGUACUUUCCUUCCAUCCACCAAUCAAUGACUUUAUUCACUUCAAGGACCAUAGAUCUGAUCACCAUGUGCUUUCCUUAGCUAUGAAGCAGGUUUUAUUGCAUGAGGUUGAAAAGCAAAAGAUUUUGCAACUAAACACAGGAAGAUCUGAGAACAUAACGGAUGAACCCAAAAAGGAAGAGCAGACCCUUGUGCACAAAGAGGCUACAACAGCUGACUCUGCUAAAAUUACUGUUAAAGGAGAAGGUUCUGGUCGGGAAAGCAUAGAAAAUACAAUGAAUAUACCAAGCACAAAGCAUGGCAAUCCAAGUACCUCUAUAAAUUCGUCAUCCUGGGUUUCUAAUAGAUGCACUAUAGCUAAUGCAAAGGCAAAAACUUCUGGAAAUUCAAGGAAGCCUUCUGGUGGUUUCAAUUUCUUUGACAGGUUUAGGAAAACGAGUAGCAAAAAUUCUCAGGAUGCUGAUACUACUAUACAGAAGGAAGCACCGUUGGAGAGAGAUUUACGCCCUUUAUUGUUCAAAUUCAAUGAGGGCUUUACAAAUGCUAUUAAAAGGCCAGCUCGUAUGCGUGAAUUUUUUCAAUGAAAAAUUGCUGUAGCAGCCAAUUUCGGGGUUCCAUUUCUUGUGUAAUAAUUAGUACGUUAACAUUAAUUAAUCUCAUCUUUUAAUAUUUUAUGAAAUUGUGCAGUAUGUACAUAGCAUGCUUCUUUUUGCAAUUAUGCAUCAGCUGUCUAUUAUACGUUUUUGUUUGGUGGAAAAACAAAAAGGUAACCUUAGA